This is a messenger RNA of Suillus clintonianus, 2893 nucleotides long. RefSeq lists its product as uncharacterized. The coding region runs from base 52 to 2751 and encodes 899 amino acids. The record is from RefSeq and is a predicted model, not a curated record. The transcript has 4 exons. NCBI's taxonomy places the organism in Eukaryota, Fungi, Basidiomycota, Agaricomycetes, Boletales, Suillaceae.
GUCUCGACCUUCUCUACGACCUUCUCUAAGUCUUUGCCGCCAACGCGGACGAUGUCAAUGUGCCAGCUACCUCUACGAGUACUUUACACAGUCAACAGCUCUCCUCAAUACAUUCUAGCCCGGUCUCCGACUUCUGUGCAGGUCACUCUUUGCCCAUCUCCAUCUGCUGCAAAAGCGCAGUACGGCCUAGCACCGCUGAAAGCAUGCCUCAAUGCUAUCUGUAACUCAAGCCCAGAGCUUCUCCUGGACAAUUCCAGGGAUUUUUCCAUCUACGUACUGGACCCAUUGGAGUCGCAGACUAUGCCAGCCCCUGUAGAUUUUUCCCAAUCGAACGCGGCAGCUGUUUCAGUGCCGCAAGCAACCCAACCACGAGGAGUGGCCGUUGCGCUGGGGCUGAUGUCGUGGGCGCUCACAGCGGACGAAUCAGACAGCGUGACUGCCACUGGCACAAUUACAACGCUUGGCACGGGCCUUGAUGCCCUUGAAGUGGUCUUUGCUCUCCGAGAGACGAAACAUAUCCAGAAAUCCCACCUUUCUGAUGCUCUGAAAACUUGGAGUCAGCCGUCCAAAGUUGCAUCUGCCAGACCUACCAACUCAGAAACUCCACCCUCGUCACAAGAACAAGGCAAACCUCUCACUAAAUCCGCUGAUUUCCCUGAGGUUUACAUCGGACCUCCAAAGCGCGGUCGGGGCCGCCCUGAGGGGACGAGUAAGAAAUCCAAGCAAUUAAAGUCACAAAAACCUCUUGUGAGGCCGGCAGCACCACCAUUUAUAUGUGCCCCGCUUGUACGACCACAACAGGAACAAUCCGUAGCAGCCUCUGCCCAUACGCCUACUCCUUUACUUACGUUACUGUCUGCCCUGUCUGCCGGGAGAGACAACAUGGCACUCCUGGCUGCUCUUUCGACGGUGGAUUCGACGCCGUCGGGGUCAGAGCCAAGUCCAGCACUACUAAACGCACUGAGGGAUUUGCUAGCAGCGCAAAGUCAGAAUCAACAGCCUUCGCACGCGCUGCAGCCUGUAUCGCGGAAUAAUCAAGACGAUGAAAUUGUUAUAUUGGAAAAGGAACAUGUGGAUCUGACCGCAUUCCGACGACGGGUGGAAAGGGGAGACUCGACCAAUUUUGCCACGACCACUGCAGAUGAGUCAGAAACCACCCCUCAGCGCCAGCGUCGUGCCCGCAUUCCAUCAGGCGGAAAAGAGAAUACACAUUCAUCCCCCAUGGCCCGCAAGCGCAGGCUUAGCGACUUCAUGGCAGAACAGGAAAACAAUAAAGCUCGAAGGAAGCGUAUCCACCCUCGGUCAGAAUCCGGGCGAACAUCUGGCACUUUUGAAACGCCUCAACCAGCAAUUACUCCUGGUUAUCCCCGCACCGUUCGCUCAGAUUUCGACCCGAAUGUAUCAUCUGAAAUGGCCACCGGGUCUUCGCAUUUCCGCCAAAGGUCAUCUCCUUCCCGGCCGAUGUGUCGUUCUGUAUCAGAAUCCCAGUCCUCCUUUGUCAUACCACAUUCGGCGCCGGCACCUGUAAAGCCCGUCAAGAAUUUCAUCGUGCCAGAGUGGGCACGUACGAGCACUGCCACCCAGCCAAAGCUCUCGAAGGAAGUGGAAGAACGUAUCGCGCUCGUGGAGCAAGAGAAGAAGGAGAAACGCGCUGCACGGCGAACACAGAGACCAGGAUGUUGGCAACAAGAAGUUGGAGCACCGACUGGACUGUCUUCAGAGGAGGGAUACAUCUCCAGUACAAUGGUACAUGCACUUGUCAAAGAGACUACUAUAUCACGGUCGCAGAGUGCUCUUUCGCUCUCCUUGCCCGUAUUUGCAUCCGACGUAUCUAUAUCAUCCCCCCUCUCGCCUUCUUCCCCCGUAUCUGAGACACCUCCGGUGCCCAGAACACCUCCUCGGAAGACUUCAGUUUUGCGUGUCACGCCACGAAGCCUUGGACUUGAUGGUGCUUCUCCACUGUUCAGCCCGACGCCCAAAUCACUUUGGGGCAGCACUGGAAAGACACCGCUCUUUUCCUCCCAUCCCCUUACACCUUCUCGCAAGAGCAAGAAGCCUGUCUUCUCCCCUAUCCACCUCCGCACACCAUCCUUGAAAAUGUCUCCCCUACGACUUGGGCUCAGUUCGCGCUCAUCCCUCGAAUGGGCCAACAAGUCUGUCGAGCAGCCCGUCGACCGCGAGGAAGAAGACCUACUCGGCAAGGAACUCGACGAUGCGCUUCAAGGACUGGAUGUCCCAGUGGUCAAGCAGCAGGACACGGCGGAUGACCUCGAAAUUGGUGAGGACAGCAUAACGUUGCCUCUAUCCCCCCUUCCUCCCUCUUCGCCACUCCCGCCUACAAGUCCUUUGCUACUUCCUUUGACAGACGAUCCAAUGGAAGAAUUCAUCGACAGCGACGCAUUCUUCAGCGACUCGGAUGGAGUACUAGGAGACGCGAGUGAGCUUCCGCCGUCUUCGAUGUCGGAUUGGUUGUCCUCGGAUGACGAUGGUGGAGUUGAUAUGGGCGAGUUGCUGGCCUUGGACGAAUCUUCUGGACUGGAUCUUGAAGGCGCUUACCCACCGAAUGCGUUCGCUGAUAUGGACUUUACGGAGUUUUGGGAGUCGCUUAAGCCUCUCCUUCAGGCAAGCGCCGGCGGGGAGGGGGAGACAAUUGUCAGCAUGGAAUCUGGAGCUGUGGUCGAUGGUGUCGAUGUGGACCAUGGAAAGCUUGCCCAGGAGGUGCAGGUGCUUUUUAGUGGGUGUUUGAUGUGAAAUAAUGGACGCAUACUACAUUACAAGAAACAGUUCAGGGAGAAUCUGUCUACGAAAUCGCUUAUCAGGGCACAUAAAUGCAUAUUUAAACACAAUCAAGUCUUUGCGAGGCAAUCAGCUGUGCAACAUGCUAAACACGCAC